Molecule: messenger RNA, 465 nt
Organism: Prunus armeniaca (apricot)
Lineage: Eukaryota; Viridiplantae; Streptophyta; Magnoliopsida; Rosales; Rosaceae
Source: the annotation of a GenBank genome assembly
AUGAGCCUGAGGCCAAAAGAUGGAAGGGAGAAAAUGCAAACGAUCAGCCCUUUUCAGCUGCUGGGAAUGGAGGAAUAUGGACAGAAAGUAGUGAAGGGAAAUCCAAAUCCAAGGAGCUACUACAAAUGCACAUCGGUAGGUUGUCCGGUGAGGAAACAUGUGGAGCGAGCUUCACAUGAUACAAGGGCUGUGAUCACCACAUACGAAGGGAAACACAACCAUGAUGUUCCUGCAGCGCGCGGCAGCGGCAGUUAUAGCAAUGGAAAUAGACUUGCUUCUGAUAAUGGCAGCAACAACAACAGCAAUGUGUCCAUGGCUGUGAGGCCCUUAGCCUUGCCUAAUCAUUCGAACUUGAGCUACCUCAGCUCUCUUCAGAAUACAAGGCAGCCAACAACAGAAAGGCAAUCACCCUAUACCCUCAAAAUGUUGCAAAGUGAAGGAAGUUAUGGAUUUCCGGAGUUCUAA